Acanthoscelides obtectus is the source of this 240-nucleotide messenger RNA. Lineage: Eukaryota; Metazoa; Arthropoda; Insecta; Coleoptera; Chrysomelidae. The record is from the annotation of a GenBank genome assembly.
AAUCGUUGAAUCGUUUUUCCAGAUCCCCCUGUAAAUGAUGAGCCACUGUCAGAUGAAGAAAUACCUAAGUGUCUUUGCAAAUGUCCACAAACUACGGAGCAACACGGUCCAGUUCCAACAGCACAAAUACUGGGAGGACCAGAUCUGCACGUGGACAAGGGAAGCACCAUCAACUUGACUUGCUCCAUACGUUUCAGCCCUGAACCGCCAGCGUACAUUUUCUGGUACCACCAUGAUGAC